UCGUAGGAUAAAAUUGUCCUAUGUGAUUCUGAAGUUUCAUAAUAACGUGGCAUAAUUUCGUCCUUAGAUCUAUUUAUUGAUGAUGUGUCCUUUAAUCUUUCCGUUAACAGUCUCUCUCCAUUUGAUAGUAAAAUGGAGAUGAGCCGAAUCCGAAAACCUAGCCGGUAAGUAACCACCACCACCCCCAAAUUCAACCAAAUUUAAAGUAGAGCUCACAAAAUUUGCAAUUUAUUUGUUUCACUUGACUACCCCUCUAUACAUUUCCUUUCAAUUCUCAGAGAUAAGAGUAUUUUGCGGGUUAGGGCUUGGGUUUGGGUUUGAGUUUGAGUAGCAAAAGUUUCAAAAUGGAAGAAAUCACCCAAAGUGUUAACAACAUCAACUUGGGCGCCGAUUCCCAAAAGAAGAACCGGAUUCAAGUUUCCAAUACCAAAAAGCCCUUGUUUUUUUACGUUAAUCUGGCCAAGAGAUAUAUGCAACAGCACAAUGAGGUGGAGCUGUCUGGCCUUGGCAUGGCUAUUGCAACGGUUGUCACAAUUGCAGAAAUUCUGAAAAACAAUGGUUUGGCUGUUGAGAAGAAGAUCACAACUUCAACAGUUGACAUGAAGGAGGACUCUAGAGGGCGGCCUGUCCAAAAAGCAAAGAUUGAGGUAUUACUGGGGAAGACAGAAAACUUUGAUGAAUUAAUGGCAGCUUCUGCUGAAGAAAGAGAUGCUAUAGAUGGAGAAGAGCAGAGCUGAAGAAGUUUUUUACUUUCAAGUGGUCAGUUCUUAAUGCUAUGGUAUGGUUAAGGCAAUUAGGUUUCUUACACAUUGUAGGUGUUUGAGUUAUCUUGGUCUUGCUAUAGGAUGGUAAUUAAAAAAAAAGGUUUUCCUUUCAAUAUUCAAUUUUGUUAACUGAUUUUUUUGGCUUCUAUUUUCCCAAAUAUGUUGAUGCGGUGUUGGUAUCAUUGUGAACUAUGCCUUUGUUAAUUAAAAACAAUUAUGAUUUAA
This is a messenger RNA of Durio zibethinus, 989 nucleotides long. RefSeq lists its product as uncharacterized. NCBI's taxonomy places the organism in Eukaryota, Viridiplantae, Streptophyta, Magnoliopsida, Malvales, Malvaceae. Gene Ontology annotation, cellular component: nucleus. The record is from RefSeq and is a predicted model, not a curated record. Gene Ontology annotation, molecular function: RNA binding.